Molecule: messenger RNA, 2732 nt
Organism: Durio zibethinus
Lineage: Eukaryota; Viridiplantae; Streptophyta; Magnoliopsida; Malvales; Malvaceae
Source: RefSeq, a predicted model, not a curated record
CAGUGUAGCUUUAUUUUUCUUUUCUUUUGCAUCUUGGAAUUUUUUAUCAGAGAAGGGAAAGGUGUGUGAUUAAACAAAAGUAUAUUUUUUUAGUAGUUGAAAAUUUAAGGAAAAAAAAAGGCAAUUAGACAAUAAAGAAAGAAGUUUUUUUUUUUUUUUUCUUUUUGGGAGGGCUGUGAAGAGAGCAGAGGAAAAGACAGAAAGUGCAAUGUCAGAGUUGGCCCUGUAGGGUUCCCCCUUCUUUGGUUUGUGGUUUUGGGUUCUUGUUUUCAGACUGAUUGAUGAUUACAGAGGGAUUUCUUCUCAUCCACAUCUCUCUCUCUCUCUCUCUCUCUCUGCCCGAGUUUGAUGAGCUGAGUCUUUUUCUUUAUCCUUUUUUAAUUUGGUUAUAUUUGUGUGGUUCUUGUUGGAUUUUCUUUGUAUCAGCAAUUAAGGUUUUACUCAGAACAUGAAGCUUAAAAGUGGAUAGAGAGUUUUUUUCUAAGAAACAAAAACUGUCUCUUGGGUUGAGGCCAAACCAAAGAAAGAAACCAUCAGAGGUCUAUGAUGAGGAUCAUGAUCCAUGGUCCAUGAUGCAAUCUGCAGAUCAGUCCUAGAAUUGGUUUUGUAAGAGAAGAUGAUGAAAGAUUUGUUAUUCCAACAACGACAGCAACAGCAACAAGCUUUGGAAGAGAAUAUGUCUAAUUUGACUUCUGCAUCUGGUGAAGCCAGUGCUUCUUCAGGCAAUAGAACUGAAGCUGGCACCAACUAUCCUCAACAAUACUUUAGUACUCCACCACCUCGAACUCAGCUUGUUAAGAAAAAGAGAAACCUACCAGGCAACCCAGACCCAGAUGCAGAAGUGAUAGCGUUGUCUCCUAAGACACUCAUGGCAACAAAUAGAUUUGUGUGUGAGAUCUGCAGCAAAGGGUUUCAAAGAGACCAGAACCUUCAGCUUCAUAGAAGAGGGCAUAAUUUGCCAUGGAAGUUAAAGCAAAGAGCAAGUAAAGAGGUGAGGAAGAAGGUAUAUGUGUGUCCUGAACCCAGCUGUGUGCAUCAUGACCCGUCAAGGGCACUUGGGGACUUGACAGGAAUCAAGAAGCACUUCUUCAGGAAGCAUGGUGAGAAGACGUGGAAAUGUGAUAAGUGUUCGAAGAGGUAUGCAGUUCAAUCGGAUUGGAAAGCUCACUCCAAGACUUGUGGCACUAGAGAAUAUAGAUGUGACUGUGGAACCCUCUUCUCAAGGAGGGAUAGCUUCAUCACACACAGAGCCUUCUGUGAUGCUUUAGCAGAGGAGAGUGCGAGAGCAAUCACGGGAGCUAACCCACUUCUUUCCCCGCAUCAACCAAGCCCAUCAUUAUCAACAUCUCACAUUAAUUUACAAGUACCCCAAUUCAAUCCCCAAGACAUCCAACUCCAAGCAUUUUCACUUAAGAAAGAGCAACAAAGUUUCACUACUCUAAGGCCAGAGAUUCCUCCAUGGCUCGCUAGCCAACCAAUGCUAGGGGCUGGCCGGGGUCCAACACAGCCUAUAGACCUUUCCUUCUCAUCAUCAUCAAUCUUCUCCACGAGAUUAGAUCAUCAAGAGUUCACACAAACGCACCAUCAAGAUUUAACACUUAAUGAAAACCCCAACCCUAACCCUAGUCUUGGCUCCACUCUUCCUCCCUACCAUCCAACAACAGUACCUUCCCCACAAUUGUCAGCUACCGCGUUGCUUCAGAAAGCAGCUCAGAUGGGUGCAACCAUGACCUGCAAAGCUGGCUCAUCAUCAGCACCAGCUACUACUGCUACUGCUGCAGCUGUUGCUACGUCCUUGAUGAGACCCCACCAACAAACUCACGUGUCUGCUGAUUCUGCUGGCAAUAACAGUACAACAACAGCUAGUUUUGGCCUCAACUUGUCUUCACGUGAAGAAUUGGCUGUAGGUAGUGGAUUUAUCCAUGGCUUGGCUCCUUUCGGGAACCAUAAACCUGCAGCUGCCAAUGCUGGCUCAGGUGCUCCUCCUUCCCUUCUUCAAGACAUGAUGAAUUCUUUGUCUUCUGCCACUCGAUUUGACGUCACUUCCUUUGAUGAUGCAUUUGGUGGGAUUCUGAACACAAAGAAUAGAGGGAGUUUCAUCAAUGAAUCACUCUCUAAAACAACUACACCAACACCAACCACAAAUGCCACUAGAAAUGAUAAUCAAAGUACCGGUGGUAGUACUCAAGGUGAAGAAUUGACAAGAGAUUUCUUGGGUCUUAGAGCUUUCUCUCAUAGCGAUAUUCUCAAUAUUACUGGACUUAAUAACUGCAUGAACACUUCGCAAGAACAACCGAACCAGUCUCAAAAAACAUGGCAAGGUUAGGUAAUACAGAAAGCCUUUUUUUUUCUCCUCUUUUAAACAUCUUUUCAAACACUAUAUCUUAAAUUUUUAUAUUCUCCCUCUUGUUUUAUUCUGUAUCUUUCUUUUUAUUUGAUUCUCUCCUACCUUUGCUACAAUCUUUCCAAAGGGAAGAACCUCUUAAAACACUGAUAGAUAAUAUCACUUCCUUAUAUGUAUCCCAUGUUACAAAUUUUUGCCUUUUUUUAAAGUUAAUAUUGGUAUAUUCUUCAUGGAUAUAUUUAUGGUUUUAUAUGUAAAACCUAACAUGAAAAAGGAAAACCCUAAGGCUAAUAUUAUAGUUAUAUAAUAAUAAUAGUAUUAAUAUUGAGUGACGUUAAUAUAUAACAAGAGCUCCCAAGAUGAAAGCAACUUCAUGAUGAAUGACAUC